Messenger RNA from Procambarus clarkii (red swamp crayfish), 3408 nucleotides. Lineage: Eukaryota; Metazoa; Arthropoda; Malacostraca; Decapoda; Cambaridae. The record is from RefSeq and is a predicted model, not a curated record.
CUACACCAGCCUCCUCUACACCAGCCUCCUCUACACCCGCCUCCUCUACACCCGCCUCCUCUACACCCGCCUCCUCUACACCAGCGUGUAUACUAACCAACCAACUAGCGUGAAGUAGAGUGUUUAUUGACGAGUCAAAAAGUAAACUUGGAAAACGCCGCGUCGAAAAGUCAAGUGAUGGUGACUACUCAGAUUAGAUCAAUUGUGAUUAACUUUUGUCAAUAAAGAUGUUAAUGAUGAUAAGUGAUGGUGAUAAUGGAAGUGUUUUCAUUCAUCUUGAAAACACUUUGCGUGUGUUGUGAUAUCCGAGGCAAGGUGAACCGCAUCAGUGUUGAACAGCUUCCACAGAACAGCUUGGAUAAAGUCCGGGGCUUCUUUGUCCUCUACAAGAUGUGUCGUGACGCCUGUAUCAUGAUACCCGCUGUGGGAUGUUGAACACCCGCUGUGGGAUGCUGAACACCCGCUAUGGGAUGCUGAACACCCACUUUGGGAUGCUGGACCCUCACUACGGGAUGCUGAACACCCACUGUGGCCUGCCCAACAUGUCUCUAACUGCUGUUGAACACCCACUGUGAGAUGAUGAACAGCUACUACGGGAUAUUGAACACCCACUGUGCUGAAUGUCUCCCAUGGGUUGUUGAACAGCCAUUCUUGGACGCUGUUGUCAGCUAGGUCCAGGCUUCCACCACACGAGUAUACCAGAGGUGCUGGACGUCCACACGAGUAUACCAGAGGUGCUGGACGUCCACACGAGUAUACCAGAGGUGCUGGACGUCCACACGAGUAUACCAGAGGUGCUGGACGUCCACACGAGUAUACCAGAGGUGCUGGACGUCCACACCAGUAUACCAAAGGUGCUGGACGUCCACACGAGUAUACCAGAGGUGCUGGACGUCCACACGAGUAUACCAGAGGUGCUGGACGUCCACACGAGUAUACCAGAGGUGCUGGACGUUCACACGAGUAUACCAGAGGUGCUGGACGUCCACACCAGUAUACCAGAGGUGCUGGACGUCCACACGAGUAUACCAGAGGUGCUGGACGUCCACACGAGUAUACCAGAGGUGCUGGACGUUCACACCAGUAUACCAGAGGAGUGUUGCGUCACCACUAACGGUGUUCACCCACACAUGAAGGUUAAGGUCAUGGUGCUUCACGCUCCUCUUUGCAACUCACAAAAUUGGCAACUUUUUAUAUUUUCUACAAAAUGCAAUCAGAAAAAGUCUUCAUUUACCCUUCACAGAGCUCACAGAGACACAGCAACAACACCCACAGCAAGAGCAGUAUACCUACAAGCUGUUCUCUCAAAUACUCCACUGCAUUUUGGUAUACUAUGAUCCCCACCGGACAUAAUAAGGGGUACUAUAAAAAAAAUUGUGGCGGGUAAAUAUCCUCGUUUUCUGUGCAUUGGUUGAUGUACUCACCUAGUUGUGUUUGCAGGGGUUGAGCUCUGGCUCUUUGGUCCCGCCUCUCAACUGGAACCAACCUGAUGUGUUGGGUUCCCACGCUUUUGUAUCCCGCACUUUGUCCCAUGUGCCAAUUCGAAAGAACGGGCAGCAACAGCAUUGCUAUUAAGGCAUUCAAAUGGUUUUUCUUAACAUAAUGCAUAUUUUGGGGGCGAAGCCUGCCAAAAAAUAAUAAUGUAACUAGAUCUUGUUCCAUUAAAGGUACUUAACAUAAUAUUUAUUGGGUAAAGCUUUCCAUGGUUAGCCUUGUGAAGUUUCUGUUAUAUAUCUAGAUACUGUAGUGGAGACGCCAGUUGAACUUCCUUGUGCUGGUGGGCCUCAAUGUUAACUGGGAUGUUAACUAACAAUGUUAGUUAACUAACAGUUAGUUAACUAACAAAGUUAGUUUUAACAAUGUUAACUAGCUUUAACUAAUCAAAGUUAACUAACAAUGUUAACUCAGUCCCUAAAAAAAACAUCAAUUUGUCGUGGUGACAGUAAACUGGUUCACAGAGGUUUUAUAAUUAUUAUUAUUAUUAUUAUUUUCUACCACAGACGUGGCCAGACAUUUACAAUGCUAACCAACAUAUAUACAUUUUCUUCUGUCCUCCAUGGACAGGAGUGAGAGAUCUGUUUCACGGAGGUGAUGGAACCAAGUCGUCUUGGUUCAGAGAGGUGACCGUGCCACUAGAACAGGUCACUCGUGUGUGUGUGUGUGUAAAGUAGGUCAUUCACACCGAGGAAACAUGGACUCGGGUGAGCUUAAAGUUGUAAUUAUUCUAUGGAGACGAAAAUCGUUGUGUGGUGACUGAGGGAGUCUUAGUGUUAAUGUUUAUGUCGUGUUCUCCGUCAGGUUGUCGGCGUCACCCUCACCAUGAAGCUCUCACUCUCCACGACGCCCCUUAUGGUGCUCUCAGCGGCUCUCCUCGUCACCGCCACUCUGGCCGUCGACGUUGGCCUCCGAAGAGAAAGUCGCUCCGUCCGCAAUUGUCUCCGGAUCUUCUGCGACCACAACGAGACGUGCUAUGACUGCGCCAAGGACACCUUCUCAGAGGACAAGGAAGCCAUCAGGACCUGUAUCAGAGCAGCGGAGAAGGUGUGUGAUCGCAUGCCGUCCGCCGAGCUGGCGGUAGUGAGGCAGUGUGUGGAGCAGGCCAGUGCUAAUAUCUCAACCUGCUUCGCCGGAGUUGCUUCAAGAGGGUCGUGUCCUGCAGGCCUCGGCAGCCCGACCCCCACACAGCCUACUGCGGCGCUGCUGAAUGACACUGCCCAGACUGACGAAGCUGUUACUGAAAAAGACGAAGCUGCUGCUGGGACCCAGGGAGCGGCUGUUGGGAGCCAGGGAGCUGCUGUUGGGACCCAGGGAGCUGCUGUUGGGACCCAGGAAGCUGCUAUUGGGACCCAGGGAGCGGCUGCUGGGAGCCAGGGAACGACUGUUGAAACCCCGGGAACGACUGUUGGAACCCCGGGAACGACUGUUGGAACCCCGGGAACGACUGUUGGAACCCAGGGAGCGGCUGUUGGGACCCAGGGAGCAGCUGUUGGGACCCAGGGAACAGCUGUUGGGACCCAGGGAACAGCUGUUGGGACCCAGGGAGCAGCUGCUAGGAUUAAUGAAAGACUGGCUACUUGGACCCCCGAAGUAGCUAUUGGUACGCAAGAAAAAGACCCCGCGGCUGUUAUAGCAGCAGCAAUUGCUGAGGCGAACAGGAGAACCAACGGGGCGGCGGCUGGGACAAGCUACUUCUAAACAAAGGAAACACGAAGAAAACAAUAACUAACUAGCACUUCCUGCCGUAAAGUGUCAAGUUUAGACUUGGUCUUUUACUGUCGCGUUACUUCCAAGACCCACUCUCACCCUCCACUCUCAUAGUGUCUUCACCACCACCACAGGGAACCACGGCCCGGUACCCUAUGAUCCCAGAGGGGAGUGGGGAACCCUCCACAAGCCCAUACAGGCUCA